ACGCCCAUAGAUCUAAAAUGGCUACCAAGGAAGAGGUCGAGAAGAAAUUGAUGAGUAAACAACUCGAAGAGAAAAAAGGUGAAGGUGAGACAGAAGAUCAGAAGGAGAAAGAUGUAAAAAGAAAGAGAGAGAUAGACGAAAAAGAGCUUGAAAGACUCGCCGUAGAGAAGCUGCUAAGUGAAACAAAGAGAAAUAAGAUGAGGGCAGAUAGAGAAGGAGCUAGCGGAUGGUAUGAUUUCCCACGGCCUAAGGCAAACAAGAGGUUUGCCCGGGCAGUUAUAAAAUCAGCAGUUUUAGGUAAUAGUAUUUCAUCAAAGAAUAAGAAGACUGAAUAAAAAGAACAAGAGAAGAAAGAAAGA
This is a messenger RNA of Amphimedon queenslandica, 359 nucleotides long. RefSeq lists its product as uncharacterized. The transcript is spliced from 3 exons. The record is from RefSeq and is a predicted model, not a curated record. Bases 18 to 335 code for a protein of 105 amino acids. Lineage: Eukaryota; Metazoa; Porifera; Demospongiae; Haplosclerida; Niphatidae.